AUGGAGAAGAUACAACACAAGUACGUACCGGUCAACGGCCUGAACCUCCACGCGGCGGAGAUCGGAAACACCUCAUCUCCGGCGGUGGUGUUCCUUCACGGCUUCCCGGAAAUAUGGUACUCAUGGCGCCACCAGAUGCUCGCCGUCGCCGAAGCCGGAUUCCGAGCGAUCGCGCCGGAUUACAGAGGAUACGGACUCUCCGAUCCUCCGCCGGAGCCGGAGAAGGCGACGUUCAGGGACCUCGUGGAAGAUCUUCUCGCACUUCUCGAUGCCCUAAGCCUCUGCAAGGUUUUUCUAAUUGGUAAAGAUGUCGGAGCUGGGGUGGUAUCCAUCUUCACACUCCUCCACCGGGAGAGGGUGUUAGGAUUUGUAACAAUGGGGGUGCCAUUCAUGCCCCCACACCCUUCCACCUACCAUCAGCAUCUCCCUGAGGGUUUUUACAUUUUAAGAUGGCAGGAGCCAGGCCGGGCGGAGGCCGAUUUCGGGCGGUUUGACGCCAAGACAGUGGUCAGGAAUGUGUAUAUAAUGUUUUCAAGGAGUGAAAUACCCAUAGCUAAUGAGGAUCAGGAGAUCAUGGACCUGGUGGAGCCAUCCACGCCUUUGCCGGAGUGGUUCUCAGAGGAAGAUCUCACCGUCUAUGGAGGCCUGUAUGAGAAAUCCGGCUUCCGAACUGCAUUGCAGGUUCCCUACAGAUUCAGGAAGGCUGGUGGUGCGCCACAGAUCGAUGUACCAGACCCGAAAGUUGAGGUACCAGGUCUGCUGAUCAUGGGUGAGAAAGACUAUGUCUUAAAAUUUCCAGGGAUGGAGAGGUACAUCAGGGAGGGGAAAGUGUAUGAAUAUGUGCCUAAUCUGGAGAUCAAGUUCAUACCUGAAGGGAGCCAUUUUGUGCAGGAGCAGUUUCCUGAUGAGGUCAACACCACCAUCCUCAACUUCCUCAAAAGCAUCCAGGAUUGAUUGUCAUUCUGUUUAUGCCACUUGUGUUUCUGCACCAGGGUAAUUUGACAAGCUGAGGAACAUUGUGGGAUUUUUGUAAUAAGAUAUCAAACCAAUUGUUCCUAGUUCCUAUUACCAUGGAAUUUGUCAAA
Messenger RNA from Andrographis paniculata, 1085 nucleotides. RefSeq lists its product as uncharacterized. NCBI's taxonomy places the organism in Eukaryota, Viridiplantae, Streptophyta, Magnoliopsida, Lamiales, Acanthaceae. The record is from RefSeq and is a predicted model, not a curated record. Gene Ontology annotation, molecular function: hydrolase activity. The transcript has 4 exons. Bases 1 to 954 code for a protein of 317 amino acids.